UGGGAGCAAAACCGAGUUAGCGAUCACGUUGCGUGCUACUUGCCGUUUGUUGUUCGGCCAUGCCCAGGAUAAUCACAGGCAUGCGACUGAAUUUUCGAUAUUGAAAAUUUUAAAUUUAUGCCUGCGUAACGCCAGAGUCGGAACUGAGCAAAACUUGGCAGCUUCUUCCUCACGCGAGCACCAGCUCAACAGAGCAUCCUUACAUCCAAUACAACUAUAUACGAUCCACACGUCUACGGCCCACAACCAGUCUAGCACGCCAUCUGACGGGAAAGUGUCGACACGCUUCCUCGAGCACGCACGUCUGCGAUCAUCGGGUCCAAUGCGCAAUCUAUAAUAAUCUGCCUGGUUAGCCUCAAAGGCACGAGUUCAGUGGGUCGUUUUAUUCAGCCCUUAACGCAGAGCAGUCAAAUUGACUGUACGAAAGUCAGCGUCAUAUAGAACUCGGACUGUAUCAAGCCAAAUCAGAUAGACGCAGGAGAUUGGGCACCAGUCGGCUCGACCACUGUGCACGACAUAAUGGCGCCAGAUUCGCAACACAUCUCCCUUGCUCCCGACAGAUCCUCGUUAAAUCGAGUCUCAUCGAACCAGUCUCCCCCCAACGGUUUAGCCAGCACCUCGCCUCCGACUUCCUCUCGCUACACUUCGAUACAUGGUCGUCACUGUCACUCGGCUUUUAUGCUUCCCAGCCCUACCUCUGAGAAUGGAGUGAACGAAGGCGGGAAGAAGUUCCGGGCAAACAUCAAUAAUGACGGCAAUGCCCACGACUGUGAACAGCAGGAAGAAAUUGCCAUUUCGUCAACGGACAAGACAGCUGGCAAGACAAUAUCUCCCUUCUUGGCGAAACACAUACCGAACACAUACAAUCCCAUGAAUCAUCAGCAAGGACAAGCAAUGAACGAACCCGGAUCGGCAAGCAAUACCAAAUACUGCAAUCGACACCGGCCAGAUAGGAAGUGUCGGAGACAGGCCGAUGGCCCAUCUAUGGAGCAGUUGCAAUCGGAAUUGAGUUCACUUUCACACUCGGACCGUUCGGCUAUAUCGCAUGUUUGGUCUGUCUUCAGUGCUGCACCUGCUAAGCAGCGAGAGCUUAUUCUUCAGGGCAUUCUUAGCGUUGCUUGCUUCAAUCAGCUGUCUUUCAUAUCAGCCCAGGUCCGCGAUCUGAUCAAAAUUGACUUCAUUUCCAUGUUACCGAGCGAGAUCUCCUUGCAAAUUCUUAGCAAACUCGACACAAUUUCACUUUGUAAAAGCGCCCAGGUGAGCAGGAGAUGGAGGCAGCUAGCGGACGAUGAUAUGGUCUGGCUCAGGCUAUGCGAGCAGCAUCUGGGCUCGAGAUGCCGAAAAUGCGGAUGGGGUCUACCAAUUUUAGAGAGGAAGCGACUGAGACAGGAAAAAAUGCAAAUUGAGCUGAGAGCUAAGGGACAUGCCGUGGAUGAGAAUAGGAUCCCAGGAGAUAACAUUGAAUCUGGAUCGGACCACGCUACUAGCCAUAAGAGGCCUCGCGAAGACGAUCCUGGAGACGUAUUAUCCGACUCGAAACGACAAUGCUCAGCGGCCAGCGAUGGUUGCGAAAACAAGUCUCUCGUCCGACGACCGUGGAAAGACGUAUACAAGGACAGAUUCAAAGUUGGUAACAAUUGGAAACAUGGCCGAUAUACCUUGCGCACAAUUAAAGAAGCCCAUACAAACGGCAUCACUUGCUUAAGCUACGGCCCAAACUGUCUCGGCGAAAAUAUUAUCUGCAGUGGAAGCUACGACGCAUCUGUGAGGAUGUUUGAUGCUGAUAGCGGUGAACUCUUGAAGACUUUCCAUGGCGCCACUCAAGGCAUACGAUGCUUGCAGUUCAACAAUCGCCAACUCAUCACCGGCUCACUCGAUGGUAACGUGCGCAUCUACGACAUCCAGAGUGGGGAUCUCAAAAAGGUUCUUACGGGCCCUGCCAAAGGCGUUUUGUCAGUGCACAACGAUGGCAAUUACCUCGCAUGUGGUAGCAUGGAUAAGAAUAUAUACAUCUGGAACGCUGCAACCCGGUUGCAGACCGUAAUCCGAGGCCAUACAGACUUUGUCAAUUCCGUUUGGGUUGAUCUCCCGUCACGAACACUUUUUUCUGCAUCGGACGACUGCUCCAUAGUUCUCUGGGAUCUGGACACCAGACGUCCGAUUAAGCGCUUUGAGGGUCACGUUGGACCUGUGCAACAAGUUAUUCCAAUGCCACCGGAGUUUGAGCUUGACGAGUGCGAUUUGGCCGAUUUGCGACAUGAAUACGAUACUGAUACCGAUGCGGAACAUGAGCAACAGAGACUGACCCCCCCGGUCAGUCUUCUGAACACGCCUAUAUUCCCAGAAGACAGCAAUCGACCUAAUCCCACACCGUCGUACAUCCUAUCCGCAGGCUUAGAUGCGACGAUCAGACUUUGGCAUGUUUCCAGCAGCCGCUGUGUUCGUGUUUUUUUCGGCCACCUUGAAGGAAUUUGGUCGCUUGCAGCUGAUAACCUCCGCAUUGUGAGCACCAGUGAAGACGGAAGCGUGAAAAUAUGGUGCCCUCAGGACGGCACCUGCGAGAGAACGUACACGGGUCACGCAGGUCCUGUGACCUGCGUCAGUCUGAGCGGAGAGCGCCUGAUCACCGGUGGAGAGGAUUGCGAAAUCAGAAUAAUGACAUUCUCUGACUAGGCCGCUUCUCAGUCACAUUUUUGACAUGCGGCUGUAUAAAUUCCAACACAGACCUGGAAGUUUAUUUGGUUUGGUUUUGCGAUGUAGAGUUUUUGACUUAUAACUUCGUAUCCUGCUUGAGCGGGGCUGCAGAUGCCGAGUAUCCGUGCGAAAGGAAAUAGUCCCGAUCGAUUACAUGCAACAUGAUUUUGAUGAUACCCACACUGGCUGGCGAUUUACUGGAAAUUUAGUAGACGGUGUGUUUUAUGGCGCUCUACAUUCGCAGAAUAAAAUCCAAUUGACUUUUCUCUGCUUGUAAAUCUAAUCAACCUGUGCUUGAACGCGAGUGGUUUGCAAUUCUUUGUUCGGACCACGGACGGAAAUUUUGUUCAAUGUUUUCAUCAAGAUCAAGAUGACUCCAGAUCUGCUGGCAUGAUUCAUCGCAUCAAGCAUGCAGCCACGAGGGAAAAAAAAAUUCUCAUCUCACUAU
This is a messenger RNA of Verruconis gallopava, 3142 nucleotides long. RefSeq lists its product as uncharacterized. The transcript is spliced from 2 exons. The record is from RefSeq and is a predicted model, not a curated record. Bases 520 to 2673 code for a protein of 717 amino acids. NCBI's taxonomy places the organism in Eukaryota, Fungi, Ascomycota, Dothideomycetes, Venturiales, Sympoventuriaceae. Gene Ontology annotation, molecular function: protein binding.